Messenger RNA from Temnothorax curvispinosus, 3005 nucleotides. RefSeq lists its product as uncharacterized. The transcript is spliced from 9 exons. Gene Ontology annotation, molecular function: ubiquitin binding. The coding region runs from base 712 to 2562 and encodes 616 amino acids. Lineage: Eukaryota; Metazoa; Arthropoda; Insecta; Hymenoptera; Formicidae. The record is from RefSeq and is a predicted model, not a curated record.
GGACGGCCAUCUUGACUACGCGAUCGUGCGAGCUCCCGUCGCCGUCGGUCCGCGUCGACCGUCAACGUUCGCGAUCGCCUCGCUCGCGAGAAAUCAUCGGGAGCAUUAAAUCACGCGCGGGACCGGCGGGACAUCGGCGCCUGCCGUCGUCGGCGACGCGCGUGGACGGAAGCGGUGCGGCCGAGCAGCGCGGUGGUCGGUACGCAGUGCACAGCUGAUCGGUGGCCCCGACGGACGGUAGCUGCUCUUGCUGCUUGCCUCGGCUCGUCGUCUCUCGAAGGCGAAAACGCGAAAACGGAGCGGACACACACACACACACAGAAAGACAUAUACAGACAGAAAAAGACAGAUAGGAGGAAAAACGCGAGUGAGAGCUGAGAGCUUGAGAGGCAGGACGCGAGAGACCGCCCGCGCCCGCGCCGGUGCGGAGUUGCGGAGACUGUGGGCCGCGUGUACCGCGAUUGCGCUCGUCGGUGACAGGUGAAAGCUCCGUGAGAGACGAAAAGAGUUUCUGCGAGGAAAAGGGAUACGGGAUUCUCUUGAAGAACGACUGCGGUGCUGGUCCCUUCCUCUGGCACGGACGAGGUGUAGGUGUUCGUGAAGAGGAAGAGGAGGAGGAGGAGGAAGAAGUGCACGACGUCGCAGCCCGCUCGUCGGACGUCUCCGAUGGUUGCCGUCCGGUAGGCCCUGCCAGGAGGAUGGGGGCCCACGAUGGGGGAGUGCCACUGCUCUAACAUCACUAUCAUGCAGCUGUUCCACGAGCUGAAGCAGCAGUUCCCCGCGCUCCCUGAUCACGUCGUCUCCCAGUGCAUCGCCCAGAACAGCCACGACCGGGAGACAUGCGCGAGAAGCCUGCGGGCCACCCAGGAGUCCCGUCCGUCGCCGGGCGCGUUUCCACCCCCGGCCCCCUGUAUCGGCGUGCAACAGCCUGUACCACCGUCGCAGUCGCAGCAACCGCAACAACAGCAACAACGAGAGCAGCAACUCGCGUUGCAGCGUUGCUGCACGAUGAACCAAACGGUCGCGAGCAACGUCGGCGUCGUCGGGCGUCCCCAUCGACCGGCGUCGCUGGACAUCGGUAUGACUCGUCGCUACCCCCCCGCAGGUUGCACCCGCACCGCUGCCGCCGUCGCCGUCGCAGCUGUGACGCCGGCGUCGUCCAGCGGUAUCGUCACCCCCUCGUCCGCGCCGGCCGCCUGCACGUCGCGCGGCUUCUUCGACGACGGUUGCACCGUCAAUAGCAACAGCAACGGCAGCAUCGCGCCGCCCGGCUUCGAGCUCAACGUCAACGUCGCCUGCAGCCCCGCGGGAAAUCGCGAUUUUCAAACGGCACCAGCGAGCGGUGCCUGUAAACGAAGCGACCUCGCGGUCGUGCCACGACCUCAUUACGCCGAGCCUCUGUUAGCCAUCGGGAAGUCCGAGACGCAGAUCGAUCACACGCGAAGUUACACGUCGGUCAGCCUGACCCUUCGGCCGCCCUCCUCCGAGCCGCAACCCCCGAUCGAUAUUAGGUCGGAAGGAUCGAGCCUGACUUACUCGACCUCGUCCUUGGACCCGCGUGGCUUUCAAAGCCGCCUGCAGAUCAGCAUCGGUCCUGGAAACGUUGGCAGCGUGGCGGCGGCGAGGAUCAGACCGCCGAUGACUAAGCCGUACAUCUUGCCGCCGUGGACUCAAAGCCCACUGCGGUCGCCUGAACUUCCGCCAGAACCACCGAACCAACUGCCAAGGCCUACGACGACGAUGAGCGCGCCGACUACACCCUCCAUACCGCCGACGACGAAUAUCGUCCUAGGUUGCAGCCUCCCGACGACGCCAUCCGGGCCCACGACGAGCAGCAGCGGCGUCGCGCCUCCCGCCGUCGCCACCUCUUCCUCCAUCGGGGACCACGCAGCUUCCGAUCGAAACCGAUCGCCGUUGUGCCAAGUGGAGGAACAUCAAAAGAAAUUAGUUGCGGAGCAACUGGCCAGGAAGGAGAGGCUCGCCAGGGAACUAAGAGCUGAGAAGGGACGACUCGAAGCGAUGAAGAAAGAAGUGCAAGCGUUAGCUCGACCGGUCGAUCCCUCGGUAUCGCCUCAAGAGCUGAAGAGAAAGCUGAGGAGCGAAAUAUAUAUGCUGCAAGUCGAGUGCGACAGAUUGGCCGACGAGGUUGAUCAAUGGUCAGACAGACGAGUACCAUUGGGCGAGACCAACGAGGAGUUUUAUCAGGGCAUUUAUACCGGCCAGUCGUUGCCAACGAGACUGCCGAAUCACCAACCGCCGCGCUUACCGAGUCAACCACCGGCGUGGCGGCCGGAGCAGCCGACGACGGUCGCGAGUGAUAAUGACCGGGAGGAACGGGACGAGCCCUCGUGGGUCUGCACCAUGUGCACCUUCGACAAUCAUCCAUUGAUGAACAAGUGCGAGGAGUGCGACAUGCCGAGACUGUUGAACCGCGGCAGCAGUGCAGGGGAGACGCAAGAUAUUCAUAUACGAGUAACGCAUCACCACAAUUUUUCGCCACGGCGUGAGUAUACUUUAUACCGAUGCUUCCGUUCAAAUCAAAUUAAUAUUUUGCAAGUAUAAAAACUAUUUACUUUACUUCUAAAAUAACGACGUAUUAUUUUUCCAGAUAUAGUGCACAGUUGGGUGGUAUGAUGCGAACUGAAUUAGAAGUUUUCAAAGAACUGUACAUACAUAUAAAAAAGGAUUAUUAUUUAAAUUAAAUAAACAAAUUUUGUAGGGGCUAAGUGAUUGUAAUAGAAGAUAUGUGACUAAUGUAAUAAUUUAACUUAAUUUUUUAUUUACGGUUAGUGCACAUUGCCCGUUUUCUGGCAAUUACAUUUCUCUCUUGUCGAGGUAACCUCUACGCGUUUUCAGAUUUUCGCAUAUCGCAGAGAUUAGGCGCCAGUAAAAGCAACAAAAGAUACAUUCUACUAAACACUACAAAAUUCUUUUCCCUCCAGAUUCUUAUUUGUAUAAAAAGUCAUCGUAUAAUACGUAAAAUACAAGUAUUUGUGAUAAUUACA